AUGCAGCUGGCAUGGUUGCUUCUUGGGGCGGCCCUGGCUGUGGGAUCAGCCGGGAAGUUGCCAAAUGCGACCUGCGAGCCAGACACGCAGGAACCACAGGUCCUCCUCCAACGGUUUCAGCAGAAAGCUGUCCUGCCGGAAGAGGGCCUCGCUUCCAGCAAUAACCGGCCUCCUGCCGGCAGCAGCAGGCCAAGAAAGCCACAGAAGAAGGCCAAGACCUUGGCAGAGCUCACCGACGACCUUCGGUCUGUUACGGAUGAGCUGUCAGCCAACUCUCAGGCCAUAUCCGGAAGCGGAGAGGGUUUUCAAGAUCUGCUUCCGAAGUAUGAGUCUCUGUACGCCGAUCUCUCAGCGGCCGUCCGAGCGAUCACGCCUGCGCGAAGUUGCAGUUUUCCCAUCAGCAACAUGGAGAGCCAUGCCAGCUCGAACAACACCAUCCUGCCCGGCUGUCCGCUGAUUUGGGAUGCCUUGCAAGAGCUCUUCCUCUACUGCAACCUCGGCGAGUCCAGCCGCCUGGUGACAGCCACCACAUGCAAUGGUCAAGGUACCGCGAACUUCGACCACCAGCUGGCAGCUUUCAAGAGCUACAAGAACGCCUGCUCCCGUGUUGGCUGCGAUGACAACACCAACGGCAACCUCGCAUGCGGAGACAAGUGGGCGCUGGGGAGCUUCGACCCGCGCACGACCAUGCAGUUUGUUGCCGAGCCGGGCGCUUGCGUAUACAUCGUGCAGCAGCCGCACCGGGGUGCGAAGGGCAGCGAGACCGACAUGCUCUACAUUACCAGCGAGGCGAGCAUGGGCCAGCUGGCAAGCAAGCUCGACGCGCUCUUGCAAGGUGUUCAAGAGCAGAGGAGGGACGCCGCUGAACAACGGCGUCUGCUUCAAGACCUGGAGCAUCGUGUCUCUGUGCCCAAGCAACGCGCCGCAGAAGGAGCCGCAGCCAGUGCGGACAGGGCCCCUACAGCCCUUGAGGGCUUCGGGUCUUUCAAGAAACUCCGUGAGGUCAAGGCUUCUGCAAAGGCGUCUAGCUUCGAGCUUUGUCCGCAGGCAAGCAAUCGCCAGAUCCUGACCCAAGGAAACUCCCUUCGUCACGGCAAGUCCCAGGAGAAGGUUUCCGCAAAUCUGGGUUCAGUCUGCGACGCGGAAACAGAAGUUCCAGUAUUUCAGCCUUUCGGCAACGGCUCGUACACUGUUGCGUGCUGUGCCAAAAGUUCUGUCCACUGCACGGGAUGUGCUGAGUUGUCAGAGGCAGGUGAUGCCUGCAAUCGAUGUUCUGGUGGAUAUGUUCAGGGACCUGACGGUGUCUGUGAAGCCUGCAUGGACGUGGUUGCUUGGACCGAUGCGGCGGGGCUCUCAUGUUCCGCUUUAACAAGUCCAAGUGCUUGCACAUCUGUGAGGGUGAACCAGUACUCGUCCAUGGAAGCUUGCUGCCAAUGUGGCGGCGGCCACCGGGCUGGCACGGCCUUCACGUACUACGUGGGCCCAGCGGUCUUAGGUGCUCCGAGCAUCGUGGGGCAUCCAGUGCCCCGAACAGCAACCAACUACAUGCUCAACGAGGGUUGUGAGCUCUUGAAGCAUGGGCUGACGAUCAGUGGCAAAACAGGAGAGCUGAUGUUCGCAGAAGGGUGCAGCGCACUUGGCUGCGGCGCAACGGACCCCUUCUCCGUGUCCUGUACCGUCACCGCCCAAAGCUUCAUCAACUUCGAGCCACGCUUCGAGCGUUCGUUCUCGGCCUCGGUUGCAGGCAAUGUUUCUUUCGACACUGUGAGCUGGUCCACAGCGGUCGUCAAUGACACAGAGCUGCUGACAGACAGGAACUACAAGUUCACAGGACUUGGGGGUUACGCGUCCGAUUGCCUCUAUCUCCGUGGACCCAAAGAUCUGCGUCUAACUUCAUCUUCAGAGGCCGCUAAGCAGAGAGCCUUCCGAUGUUGUUUUCUAAUGACCCCGAUCCGCACCCUGUGCACCUUGGAGGUUCAGUGGCAGAUUCAAGCUCCUUUCCCUUCGAUGGUCUAUUUGGAUAUGUGGGCGAACCAACAGGUUGAUGGCUUUGCAAACUGGGCAGACGCGUCCAGUUGGACACAGUCCGCUAUGCAGGGCAUCCAGAAUGGGUUACUCUAUGGGCCCGGUCCAGUUUACAACCGGUCUUUCUCGGCGGGCGAAGUCAUCAAGCUUCACGGCAAUGAUGCGGAAACCGCAAGCUACUUGGCUUUCGUGUGCCCGACUGGCCCACGUGAGCUUCCCUUCGUCGCCAUCGCCAACGCAAGUGCAGGUGAAGCCGAUGACAUGGUGAAGUGGUCGACUGCAGAAGUCGGGCAGACCCUAAUCUGGGAAGACCGGGAGACAUUGUUCUUCUCCGAUCUCGGAGGCUACGACGAAGCUUGCUACCUGGUUCGCGGGAAGAAUGACGACAAGAACACCGCAUCUUCACAGGUACAGUGGACCUUGCGGAUGCCUUUUCCUUCCCAGGUCUACCUGGACAUGUGGGAUGGGCAGGAAGCUUUGGGUUUUGCCAGCUGGGCAGACCGAUCUUCCUGGUCGCUGUCGUCAAUGAAAGGCAUCGAGUUUGACGGCCUAGGCCCAGGAAAGGUGUACGGCCGCGCCUAUGAGGCCCAUGAGACGGUGGAGCUCUACGGCAAUGAUGGUAGCGGCACAGGAACCUACCUGGUGUUCGUGUGUCCGUCCCGAUCGACGACCACGACGGCAUCUGCAGAGCUGACAGUGACAGCCUUCCAGGGCUUCUCCUACGGGACGUCACCUCUAAUUUUCUUGUCCGAUGAGGGCUACUUACCAAGCUCCGUGCAAAGUGGAGCAUACCAAGACCUGGCUUGUGCCCCAAAGGACAUUGCAGACGCCAUAAGCCUGAACACCAGCACUGGCGAAGUUUCUUGGGCUGCUGCUUCUCCCAGGGGUGGUCUCACCUUUGCAGAGGGAGGUCCUUUCAACGGCACAGCAGGCGGAAUUUGCCAGCUGAGCCAAGGGAGUUCUGUCACAUCGUUCGUUGUCCUGAAGCCCGAGAUCUGGACUUCACUUGACUACGGCAGCUGGACCAAUCUCUUGGGAUUUGCAUGA
Symbiodinium natans is the source of this 3072-nucleotide messenger RNA. NCBI's taxonomy places the organism in Eukaryota, Dinophyceae, Suessiales, Symbiodiniaceae. The record is from the annotation of a GenBank genome assembly.